AUGUUUCGACUAGGAAGAGUCGCAUCAGCCAGCAUCCGUGCUUCGGUCGUGCGUCCAGCAGCACGACAAACCAUGGCUACUCGCAACCAUCACUCUGUAUUCGCAUGGGACAAUUUGAAGAACUUGUUGCCUGAAGUGCCAAAGAGCACUGAAGCUACUCUGGGCUCUGUCUGGGACGGCAUCUACACAAACUACAGAUACAAGAUGAUUUACCCUGUCUUGUUAUGGAUUGCCUUCUUGGAAUACAAUCUAUGGACUCCUUAUGCCAAGGAUUCUUCAAAGGUCGUCGAACGUGAGAAGGAAGAGCACCUCAAGAGCCUUGAAUACCACCAACUGUUGGCUCAAAAUGACGAAUAG
Messenger RNA from Synchytrium microbalum, 357 nucleotides. RefSeq lists its product as uncharacterized. Lineage: Eukaryota; Fungi; Chytridiomycota; Chytridiomycetes; Synchytriales; Synchytriaceae. Bases 1 to 357 code for a protein of 118 amino acids. The record is from RefSeq and is a predicted model, not a curated record. The transcript is spliced from 3 exons.